Molecule: messenger RNA, 1865 nt
Organism: Mercenaria mercenaria
Lineage: Eukaryota; Metazoa; Mollusca; Bivalvia; Venerida; Veneridae
Product: NF-kappa-B-activating protein-like
Exons: 9
Coding region: 138-1295 (385 amino acids)
Biological process (GO): regulation of gene expression
Cellular component (GO): nucleus
Molecular function (GO): chromatin binding
Source: RefSeq, a predicted model, not a curated record
GAACGUACGGGAGUGUGUCACUCAAGCUGCUACUGACACAGAUUAGAAAAUUGCGGAAAAAAACGUAAAUUUUUCAUUACUCUUACAUUUUUCAUGAUAUAUUCAGACUAUUACUAAGAUGAAACUGUAGAAACACAAUGUCAAGUUCAAGUUAUGAAAGUGAUGAUUCGUAUUCUGACAACAAAUAUAGAAAGUUCAGCAAAAGAUAUUCAAGUUCAAGGUCACCAUCACCUAGAAACAAAAGGUUAAAGAGGUCACAUGGUGGGAGAAGGUCAAGGUCAAUUUCAGAAUCACCAGACAAAAAUGUAAUAAAAUAUCAAAGACAGAAAUACAAAGAGAAAGUGAGAAAACACAGUGACCAUUCAAGGUCAAGGUCACCAUAUGGUGACAGUUACAGACAACGGGCAAGUCCACAUAGAAAAAGGUCAAGGAGCAAUUCACCUGUACAACAAAAGCCAAGGUCACCAGUUAGGAAAGAGAGCACUAUUUGGCGACAGCCAAAGGAAAAUGGUCACAGGCAUAAUCAUCAUGACCAGCAAGGAGAAUUUUUCAACAGACGUAGAACAGACAGGGAAAGGAUAGGAGCAGCGGGUGUUUCAGAAGUUUGGGCGAGAUCUCCUUCACCACAGAAAUCAGAGUCUGAAGAGUCUGAUAGUGAUGAAGUAUCAGAGUCCGAAGAUACAGACUCAUCAGAAGAGGAGAGAAGAAAGAAAAAGAAGAAAAAGUCCAAGAAAAGAAAGAAACAUAAAAAGCACAGUAAAAAGAGUAAAAAAGCAAAACACAAGUCAAAGAAGUCUAGAAAGAAGAAGAAACAUAAAAGUGAGACAGAAAGUAGUGAGUCUGAGGAAGAGGAAGAAGAAGCCCAGUGGGUAGAGGUUUGUAAAUUGCCAGUAUCAAACACAGCCUCUGACUCUGAAGAUGAUGAAAUUGGUCCGAAACCUUUUAAUCCCACAGCUGCUGGCUUGUCCCAAAAAGAUUUCGGUAAGGCCUUGUUACCAGGAGAAGGUGCUGCGAUGGCGGCCUACAUUGCCGAGGGGAAGAGAAUCCCAAGAAGAGGUGAAAUCGGUCUCACUCCAGAUGAAAUUACCCAUUAUGAGGACCAAGGUUUUGUGAUGAGUGGAAGCAGACAUCGACGUAUGGAAGCUGUACGUUUACGUAAAGAGAACCAGAUCUACAGUGCCGAUGAGAAACGAGCCUUGGCCACAUUUAAUCAUGAAGAACGAGCAAAACGAGAAACGAAAAUUCUGUCACAACUGCGAGAAAUGGUCAGAAAAAAAAUGGAAGCACGAAAAUAGGAGUGUUUGAAAAUCUGAUAGUUGACUAGCUUAAAGUAAAUGUGUGCUUGCAUUAUGUGCAGACAGUCUUUAUUGAUACUGUCAGCUUUAAAUAGUGCAAUUUAUUAGUGGCAAAUCUGUGUAUACAUGUACACAAAUAUACAGAUGUACACAGUAACAAACUUUUAAAAGAAGUUUUGCUAGUGUGUUUUAAAACAAGUAGGUAACGCUAUGAAAUCUGUUGAAUAGGAAUUAUGAAUGUUGAAAUGCUGUGGAAAUGUAAGGGAUUGAUAAACCCUGUCCGGAAAAAUUAACACACAUAAAUGUACAAUUAUGGUUUAGAGAGUGACAGAAAUAAGUUUACAAGUGAUUUAUGAAUGUUUACAUCAAUAUUUGGUUAAAAUUCCAAUGUUAACAUAUGGAUUUUUCACCAAGUUGGAGAUUAUUGAAAUAUGUAAUUACAUCCAAACACAUACAAAUAUUGAACUUCAGCUACUCAUGUAUGAAUAGGAACUCGAGAAGGCUGUAACAUUUAGUAAUUGAUUAUGUAAAUAGAAAUGUAUGUCACAAUAAAUUAUUUUUGUUAUAAAA